CAGAGUUAUGCUCAGAAGAAAUAUGCCAUUCAUCCUCUGUUUCUUCAGUUUCAAUGAUUACAUAUGAUAAUUUACCAGUAACUGUAUUAAAGUCUGCAGAUCAGAAUACUUCUACUAUUUUACCAGAUAAUAUUCCAGAAUUAUCAACAAAUGAAGUUAAAGAAAUUGAAGAAAUUGAAAUAAAUUUUAAAUUGAUCAUUAAAGCAGCAGAUGGAAAAUGUAAUGCAGCUAAAUAA
Messenger RNA from Funneliformis caledonium, 236 nucleotides. The record is from the annotation of a GenBank genome assembly. Lineage: Eukaryota; Fungi; Glomeromycota; Glomeromycetes; Glomerales; Glomeraceae.